Aspergillus nomiae NRRL 13137 is the source of this 1221-nucleotide messenger RNA. Its product is annotated as putative extracellular exo-polygalacturonase. The record is from RefSeq and is a predicted model, not a curated record. The coding region runs from base 1 to 1221 and encodes 406 amino acids. The transcript is spliced from 2 exons. Gene Ontology annotation, biological process: carbohydrate metabolic process. Lineage: Eukaryota; Fungi; Ascomycota; Eurotiomycetes; Eurotiales; Aspergillaceae. Gene Ontology annotation, molecular function: polygalacturonase activity.
AUGGUCGGCCUCAACAGCGUUUUACUGCUCUCGCUAUUUGGACUUAGCAGAGCUGCCCCAUCGAGAAGCGAAAUAUCCCCGGAUAGGACUAUCAAGCCGCGUGCUGCUUGCACGCCCACUGCUGGUGGAAGCUCCUCGACCGACGAUGUUCCAGCAAUUCAGGAAGCGAUCACAUCAUGCGGUGAUGGAGGUACGAUCGUAAUCCCGGCCGAUACGACAUAUUACUUGAAUAGCGUGCUCGAUUUCAAGGGCUGCUCGAACUGUGACUUCCAGGUGGAAGGGUUGCUCCAGUUUACCAGCUCCACAGAUUACUGGAAUGGAAAGACGGCCAUGAUCAGUGUCUCGGAUAUUGACGGGCUGAAGCUUCGCUCGGUAACGGGCUCUGGAGUUAUUGAUGGGAAUGGCCAAGAGUCAUGGGAUAAAUUUGCAGAGGACAGCAGCUACAAGCGCCCGACCCUACUUUACAUCACCGGGGGCAGCAAUAUCGAGGUCUCUGGACUUCGACAGAAGAAUCCGCCAAACGUGUUCAUUUCUGUCAAAGGCGACACAUCAAAUGCCCAGUUUACGAGUCUGACUAUGGAUGCCACCUCAGAGUCGGACAAUCUUCCGAAGAAUACAGACGCCUUUGACAUAGGCGCCAGUACCGAUGUCAUCAUCUCAUCCGUCGCUAUCACAAACGACGAUGACUGUGUGGCUUUCAAGCCUGGCGCAAACUACGUAACCGUUGAGGAUGUGACGUGCACAGGGUCUCAUGGCAUAUCGGUGGGCUCACUUGGGAAGUCCAGCGAUGAUAUCGUCCAGAACGUUUAUGCUCGCAACAUAACAAUGAUCAACUCGAGCAAAGCAGCAGGCAUCAAAACCUACCCUAGUGGUGGAGACCAUGGCGUGUCAGCGGUGAAGAAUGCCACAUUUGAAGACUUCAUUGUCGACGGCUGUGAUUAUGCCUUCCAGAUUCAAAGCUGCUAUGGCGAAGAUGAUGAAUAUUGUGAAGAAAAUCCUGGCAAUGCCGUGCUGGAAGGCAUUGUUGUUAAGGGAUUUACGGGCACCACGAGUGCCAAGGAGGACCCUGUGGUAGCAAAUCUGAAUUGUGGCUCUAAGGGCACUUGCGAUGUCACCAUCAGUGGCUUCGAGGUGAAAGCUCCAUCGGGAGAUGCAAAGAUUCUGUGUGGCAACACUCCUUCAGACCUCGGCGUCACCUGUACCUCAGGUGCAUCUGGGUAA